This is a messenger RNA of Arabidopsis lyrata subsp. lyrata, 1583 nucleotides long. Its product is annotated as PAP-specific phosphatase HAL2-like. Lineage: Eukaryota; Viridiplantae; Streptophyta; Magnoliopsida; Brassicales; Brassicaceae. The coding region runs from base 128 to 1249 and encodes 373 amino acids. Gene Ontology annotation, biological process: sulfate assimilation; phosphatidylinositol phosphate biosynthetic process. Gene Ontology annotation, molecular function: 3'(2'),5'-bisphosphate nucleotidase activity. The record is from RefSeq and is a predicted model, not a curated record. The transcript is spliced from 4 exons.
UAUAAAAAAAAAAAAAGUGGAAACAAAGGAGAGGAGAAGAAGCAGUGGAGAGAGAGCAUGUGAAAGAAAAGCGUGAAGCUUUUUGAUAUCUCUUUCUCUUCCUUUCCUCCUAUAGAUUUCGCCGGCGAUGGUGGUGGAAUCCUUAGAAACGGAGAUUGACACGGCGGUGCGUGUGGUUCACCUCGCUUCUUCUCUCUGUGUUAAAGUUCAAGAGAAGCUUCAUCUUCCUAAUGGUGGUCACGUUAAGUCUAAAGACGAUGAUUCCCCUGUCACCGUCGCAGAUUUUGGUGUUCAAGCAAUUGUGAGCUGGGUUUUAGCUGAAGUUUUUGGUGAUCAAAACCUUUCAAUUGUUGCUGAAGAAGACACUGAGACUCUCUCAGACGCUGAUUCUUUAGGUCUUUUAGGAGCUGUGUCGAAUGCGAUUAAUGAUGCAUUGUCUGAAGCUCCGAAAUACGGGCUUCCGAAGCCAGAUAAACCAUUGGGAUCAACUGAAAUUCUUAAGGCUAUUAGUCGAUGUAACUCCGUUGGAGGGCCUAAAGGAAGGCAUUGGGUGCUUGAUCCUGUUGAUGGAACAUUGGGAUUUGUUCGCGGGGAUCAGUAUGCUGUUGCUUUAGCUUUGAUAGAGAACGGUAAAGUUCUGUUGGGGGUACUAGGAUGUCCUAAUUAUCCGGUUAAGAAAGAAUGCUUAAGUAACGGUUGCAACCAAGCUAUGAAGACGAAAUCUGUACCGGGGUCAGUAUCGAAAGGAUGUGUCAUGUAUGCAAAGCGAGGAAGUGGUCAAGCGUGGAUGCAACCGUUGAUUGUUGGAGGAAUCCCAGAAUCUGCAACACUUCUUAAGGUUUCCUCAGUCGAUGAUCCGGUUUUAGCUACGGUUUGUGAGCCAGUAGAGAGAGCAAACUCAAACCACUUGUUCACUGCAGGACUUGCCAAUAGCAUGGGAGUUAGAAAGCAGCCGAUGCGAGUGUAUAGCAUGGUGAAAUAUGCUGCGAUUGCACGAGGAGACGCUGAAGUGUUCAUGAAGUUUGCACAGUCGAGUUACAAAGAGAAGAUAUGGGAUCACGCGGCUGGAGUUGUUAUUGUGGAAGAAGCUGGUGGUGUGGUGACUGAUGCGGGCGGAAAAAACUUAGACUUCUCGAAAGGAGUUUACUUGGAAGGUCUUGACCGUGGAAUCAUCGCAUGUUCUGGUCAAGUAUUACAUGAAAAAAUUAUAGGUGCUGUUUAUGCUAGUUGGGAAUCUUCCAGUCUCUGAAAAAGUUUAUCCACAAUCCUCAGUUUGGUGCAGCAUCAUCAAGCCAAAGCAAAGGGGGAACAAGGGCCACUCCGGUUUAUGAUGAGCAAGGGCCAGUCUCUCUGAAUGUGAAUGGCGGAGAAGUAAAUAUAGUCAAGGAAGCAGCGGCAAAAGUAAGAAUCUAGUUUAUUUACCUAUCUAAGAGUAAUAAAGCUGCUGCAUUUCACGAACCUUUAUGUUCUAUAAUCUUAAUGAACGAUAUCAUUUUUAAUCUUCGUCCUGUAAUUUUUUCCCCUUCAAAAUGCGGAUUAUGGAUGUCGUUUUCUGACAAAAGAUAAAAAUUUCUUAAAAAGCU